Molecule: messenger RNA, 7225 nt
Organism: Labrus mixtus (cuckoo wrasse)
Lineage: Eukaryota; Metazoa; Chordata; Actinopteri; Labriformes; Labridae
Product: probable ATP-dependent RNA helicase ddx6
Exons: 13
Coding region: 1013-2497 (494 amino acids)
Biological process (GO): P-body assembly; cytoplasmic stress granule assembly
Cellular component (GO): P-body; cytoplasmic stress granule
Molecular function (GO): ATP binding; RNA helicase activity; mRNA binding
Source: RefSeq, a predicted model, not a curated record
GGAAGAGGAGACGAAGAAGAAGGCGACCAUGUUGAUUUAAAGGAAUAAGAAACACAAUAGAGGCGAUUAAUUUCAAGUAAAAUUCAGUUAUUGAAGCGAAUUAUAAAGAAAGUAGACAAAACGCUGCAUACUGAGCAUCCCUUGUAUAAUAACAAAGAAACUAAGGUAGACAAGUUUUGAGUUUUUGGCUGAUUUAGCAGAAGCGGAGGGUUUUUCACGGCCACACUCACACAGUUCACACCCCGACCUGAAGACCUGUGGUGACGGGGAGAGAGGGUCGAACACCUGGAAGAGAAAGGAAACACACACUGAGGACUAAAAAGGGGUGGAAAGCUUUUGGCUUUGGACUAGAUAACACCCCUUGUAUGAUUACGGAUUUCAGGAUCAAGGUUUUUUUUUCUCGUGUGAACUGACCUAUAUCCACGCAGUGGACAUCAGCAGAGAGCAUUACAGACUAUAUGAUUUUGGGGAAAUACCUGUACAAAGUUGGACACCCUAUUUCUUCAAGGACAGGGAUAUUGAGCAACUCUUAUGGACUCAAAGUGAAAACAGGAAAUAUUGUUCACUUUAGGAACAGAAGUUUGAGCAUUGAAAUAAGAUUAUAUUGAAGAAGCUUUCCCCAAGUUCAAUUGCCUUAGUUGUUCUAUUUCAGGACUUAACCGCUUUGAUACUUGUUCACAUAUAAUUUUUCUAUACUGUGGACAAGUAUAUUCAUGCAUAUAAAUGCAAAUUUCUCUUCAUUUCGAAGAGCUCUUGUGUAAAAACAUUUUUUUUUGGUGUUGUUGUUCCUGUACGUCAGUCACUCUGUGACGGGACCGAACUGCACGUACAUGUGUAUAUGUAAAUACUACCAAUUGACUUCUGUCGUAAAAGCUUUGGACUUAAAAAUAAUAGAGAAUAUUGUUUGUUAAUGCUUUAUUAAACUUUUUUACUUUGAAGAGAAUUUUUAAAAAGAAAAACCUAAGAGGCAAAAAUCUAAGACUUUGAAGAGAAAAAAAAGAAAAGAGGAAAAAUGGCAACUGCCAGAACAGAAAACGUUGGCCCGGUCGUCAUGGGACUGAACAAGCAGAACGGACAGCUCAGAGGACAGACCAAACCAGCUCCAGUCCAGCCAGCAUCCACAACUCAAGGAAAGGCUUUGGGAUCAGCCCAGAUAGCAGGUGCUGCCCUUCAGGACGGAGGAGGAGGAGGAGGAGGCGGCAUCAAGUUUGGAGACGACUGGAAAAAGAGCCUAAAGCUCCCACCCAAAGACUGCAGGGUCAAAACCUCAGAUGUGACGUCCACCAAGGGAAAUGAAUUUGAAGAUUACUGUCUCAAAAGAGAACUCCUGAUGGGCAUCUUUGAGAUGGGUUGGGAGAAACCUUCCCCUAUCCAGGAGGAGAGUAUUCCCAUCGCCCUGUCUGGACGGGACAUUCUGGCUCGGGCUAAGAACGGAACGGGGAAAAGUGGAGCCUAUCUCAUCCCACUGCUGGAGAGAAUAGACCUGAAAAAGGACCACAUACAGGCGCUCGUCAUGGUUCCCACCCGUGAGCUGGCACUGCAGGUGAGCCAGAUCUCCAUCCAGAUCAGCAAACACCUGGGAGGAGUCAAAGUCAUGGCAACCACAGGGGGUACCAACCUGCGAGAUGACAUCAUGCGUCUGGAUGAAAUCGUGCAUGUGGUCAUCGCCACGCCUGGUAGGAUCCUGGACUUGAUAAAAAAAGGAGUGGCAAAAGUGGACAGGGUCCAGAUGAUGGUGAUGGAUGAGGCGGACAAGCUGCUGUCUCAGGACUUUGUGGUGCUCAUCGAGGAUAUCAUCAGCUUCCUGGCCAAAAACAGGCAGAUCCUUCUCUACUCUGCAACCUUCCCCAUCAGCGUGCAGAAGUUCAUGGCCAAGCACCUUCAGAAACCCUAUGAGAUAAACCUGAUGGAGGAGCUGACUCUGAAGGGCAUUACUCAGUACUACGCCUACGUCACAGAGAGGCAGAAAGUCCACUGCCUCAACACGCUGUUCUCCAGGCUUCAGAUCAACCAGUCUAUCAUCUUCUGUAACUCCACUCAGAGGGUGGAGCUCUUAGCCAAGAAGAUCACUCAGCUGGGCUACUCCUGCUUCUACAUCCACGCCAAGAUGAUGCAGGAGUACAGAAACCGCGUGUUUCAUGACUUCAGAAAUGGGCUGUGCAGAAAUCUGGUCUGCACUGAUCUCUUCACCAGAGGUAUCGACAUCCAGGCUGUCAAUGUAGUCAUCAACUUCGACUUCCCUAAGAAUGCUGAGACUUACCUCCAUCGUAUCGGAAGAUCAGGGAGGUUUGGUCACCUGGGCUUGGCCAUCAACCUGAUCACAUCAGAGGACCGCUUCAACCUGAAGUCCAUCGAGGACCAGCUGGUGACCGACAUCAAGCCCAUUCCCAGCAGCAUCGACAAGAGCCUCUACGUGGCCGAGUUCCACUCGUCCGGAGCGGACUGCGACGUGGAGGAGGUGGAGGAGAAACCAGGACGCCAACAGGACAGCACCUAAAACAAGGACUUUGGGACACACCGGGCUUUUGCACAGACAUCGGCGCUUGCACACAGGCUUCAGGCAACUCUUCACUUUCACAUUUCUCACUCGUUUUCAGAGCCUGUCAAAUUAAUUCAUAGGCUGUUUUUAUUUUCAAACAUUUCCUUACGCUAAUCCUCAGCGAGAGCUGCUUCAUUCUUUGUUGUUAAUAAUUCAGAAAAUGUAACUUUAUUGUUUUGCACCAAACUCAGAGAGGACCGUGCAUCCUACUAAUGAGCUCAGCGUAUCUUGGUGAGACGGCAGUUCAGUCGGUAUCAAAGCUGUUUUGAAGCGGUCGUCCUUGGAGACAGUUUUUCUUUGCCAGCAGAGACGUUGGUCUAUUUUUUAACGUUACAAUGGUGCACCUCCACCAGCCAUCAUUCUGUCCACGUACACUGUUGUCGUCACUUAAGUGCCUUAAUAACUCCUAUGUGCACUCAUCCAUUCAUCACCUGCUGUCGUCCACAAGCAGCAGAGAACGAGCACAAAUAAAAUGAAUUUAUUAUAAACCCAAGUUUAUUUAAACAUCCAUUAUGCAAGGGAUAAAGACAACGCACACCUUUUCAUCUCUCCUGAUGAGAGGUGUGCAGAAACACGGCUCGUAAUCCUUUAACCAUCCUGAAUGUGAACGUUUCUUUUUUAAUGUGAACGUUGCAAUAAAAAAAGGGCAGCUUUAUUUGAAUACUGCGUGACUGUUUUUCCCCUUUCGCUAUAAAUAAAACAUGAGCAGAGUUAAUAUGAGAACAUCGCUAAAGACACACACCCCCCCCUCUCCCGCUCCCCCUCAUACUGAUUCAUGGAUGUUAGCCUGCAGACGGCCUCAUGCUGUUACACUAUGGCUGUUGCUGGUGAGUUAGCCUGCACACAGCUGCGGUCUGGAGGUUAUUGAACAUAUUAAAAAAAAAUCACAUCGGGCUGGUGAAAAUGGAGAAAUGAUCGACCGCUCAUGCUGGUAAAUGAAAAUCUAGUUUCAUCUCCUGCACGCUGCGGGAAUAAUGCAACCAAGACGGCUUCAGAGCAGCUUUGAUGGCUUUGAUUUGCCUUUACUGAGAUGUGAUACACCAUCCAGUUUUAGCACGUCCACAGAGUUAAUGUUCUUUGUUGUCAUUGGUGCAAAACAAUAGAUUUAAUUUUCUGUCUCUUUUUCCUUCUUACACUGCUUCGCAUUCAGUUCUUUUGUGGAAAUUCAAAUCAAUUCAUUACUGGAGCAAAAAAAAAACACAUUUCUUUUGAAUCCCCAUCAUUACAAAGUUGAAGUUGGUGAAUGUAUUUGUUGCCAUUGUGAACGGCCCAGUGGUUGAAAGCCAAGCUCUUAAGCAUAUUUGUAUUGCUGCUGUUGCAUGUCUCCCCCCUCAGGCUUCAUCUUUCAUGAUGUGUUCAAGGAUCCCAGGGUGACAACACCUGCCUGGUAGAGAAAGAACCACACUGACUUUCAAUGUUACUCCAGUUAAAGAGGGUGGAGUCUUUCUGCAGCAGCAGCAAUACAAUUUAUCCCCCUUUUUUAUCCUUUCCCCCCCAGCACAGCUUUUUUUUUUCUUUCUUUUUAAAUAUAUAUAACCGAUGUGAGGGUUAUGUUUUGUGAGGGGUGGGCUCUGUGUUUUGAAAAGCAAAAUUGUAGCAUCUUUGAACAGGCAGCUGUGACUUCUUUAUUUUGUCCUCCCCUUACAGAGCGUCAGUGACGAUACAAAAACAAAAGAAGACAUAAAAAAGAAAGUAUUUUUGCUUUUUAAGAUGUAUUUUUUUGACGUCGCUUAAGGUGGUUUAAAGGGGGGGGGGCUGUGAGGCUUCAGCACUGGGAAACUUCUGGAGGUGCGCUCUUUGCAUCUCGAAUCUUUCCCUUCUCUCUGGUACUUAAAGAAAAGCUUUGUCUCAAGUCCAAACUACACACAACACGCGUUCUGCUUCAGGAUUUAAGUGCCAGAGAGAGAGCGUCGACUAAACCAGGAGAGAGUUUCUGAAAAGAGUUGAAGCACCGAGAUCUUCUCCAACCUGUUCCAUGUUUGUGUGACGGAUAAUGGAAAGUGCUACGAUUCUUUUCUUUCCUUUUUCAGCAACUCGCUCCAUUUUCCACUCGGGCAAUCUUUAUACGAGGUGUUCUGAAUCAUUUUGAGGAAACAGAAUUGUAAAUGAUUCGUUGUUUACACUCGUCGUUUACAAUUACAAACCAAGCAACAACAAAAAGAAAAUACUUUGCUUCACGGGCGGGACGAGGAUGUGGUAUUUUAUUUCCUUUUUUUCUUUACAUGAAAAAGAAUUUUCAGGAUUUACAUUGAAGCAAAACCAAAAAAGGAGAAUGUACGAGUGUGUGUGAGAGAGAGAGAGAGAGAGAGCGAGACACAUCAAGGUGUUUGUUUGUGUGCGUGUAUGUGAAAGAGACAAACAAGCGACUGUUUGAACAAGGUGUGUGUGUUUGAGAGUGAAAGAGUUUGAGAGUUGUUUAAAGCUGUGAGAGGAUUUUUGUUUUAACAAUCAUUACGUUUACAUGCAGCUCCAACUAAACCCAAUCUUACAACUCUAUCCCAUAAUGUCUUCACAGUUAAUUAGUUUGAGGGAAUAAGUAAUUUAUGAAACCAAUUAAAUAUUCAUGUUUAAGAGGCUUACAUUCCCGCCUCCUGCACAUGAAUAUAUUUAGUUUCCCGACGGUCUUUUAGGACUCCUUGGCCUUUUGAGAGAAACUGACCAUUUGUGGACCAGACGACUCGUCCACUUUGUAAGGCCAUAAAGACAGAUUCCCCUCGUUGCGUUCUGGGGAUGAACGGAUCAUCUUCGGGAAGUAAGACAUGACAGGAGUAUGGAGGGUAAUCUCUUUACUGUGUGACAGCCGGUGAUUUGGAAACAGAGACAGUAUUAUAAGUCAAACUGUCCCGUUAAGUUAGCAGCUGCAUGUACGCGUAAUAAGGUCAAUGUUCUGUUUUCAUGUGCAGACUCGUCUUGUUUCUGUCGACGACGUAUGAUGUCUUAUGUAUCAUGUUGUUUGAACGUUUACAGUGUCAGGGAUGUGUGUUUUUCUUUUCUGUCCCCCCCCCCACCCCUCUUCCUUCUGGAUUCUACAUUUGUUCUUCUAAGUCUCAUUUCUUCAAAACAACGUCCUCCCUUGUCGUCUUUUUGUUUGUUUUAGUCGGUGGUUUAUAUCCCCGAUUACAUCCCAGACAGUCCUGUCAUGAUCUCCUUUGUGACCCAAAAAAACAGAGAAUCCUUUUUUAGAGCUGAUCCUGUCCAAGAAUUUGAAAUAAUCGUUUUGUAUUUUUUCAUUUAACAAAAGAAAAUCUCCUUACAUUUGUCACCAACUAAAAAUAAGAAAUCUGCCAGACGACUUCUCGGUGGAAUCAGCUGCUGUCGGCUUUCUUUGUUGCUUCAGACGCAUCUUAAACUUUACAUCAAAGCGACAGCAGAGAUCUUAGAACAAGGUACUGAAAAUAAAAAUAAAAGCUGCAGUGAUGCGUUUUCAUCUCCAAACACCUUGUUAGGAACCAUUUGAUCGUAAACCCCAGAAAUAGUUGUUGUUGCUUCCUGAAAGCUUUUAGGGGAUGAGUUUGUCAAUCUUGUGUUGCAGUCGUUCAUCUGAGGUCACAAAGGAGGUCAUGAUGGAUGCAGUUCUGAAUGUCGAAUGAUUGGGCUGUUUUUUUGUUAUCUAGUGUUGACGCGUCUUUGUGUGUGUGUGUGUGUGUGUGUGUGUGUGUGUGUGUGUGUGUGCGUGUGCACUCUGGCCUGUAGAGGCAGGUGGAGUGCUAACGGGGGGGUGGGGGGUUAUUUGUCAAAACCUGUUUAAGGAAAAAAAAAAAAAAAGAUUAAAAAUUUGAUAACGGUGAGGAUUUGGGUAAAAAAAAAAAAAAGUUGAAAAUUCUAAAUUGGAGGAAAUAAAAAAAGUAACACCUUAACUUAAACUAGUAAUACCGGCUGAGCUGCCCCUUCUAUCUCUACUGUGCAAAGCGAAAUCAAAUUGGGCUUCUUAAUUCGCUGCACUGAUGUAGACUCACCCACGCUCUAAAGCGUUUUUUUCGGCCAAACUAGAAGUCGAAGUCGGCAGAAUUGAAGACGUAAGCUGAGACUAAGUCAAAGCAGUAUUUUCCCUGAGGCGACAUGGAAAGAAACAAAGCGGUGUUAAGACUCUUGGAGUGGCUUUCAAGUGUUUUUAAUUUGUUUCUAUGUGGCUGGAGAGAGUUACAACAGUAUUUUUUUUUUACAACAAGGACAAUAAGGAGUGGAAAUAUUCUUCACCGGCUUGCAGAAGCGUCAAUCCUUCAUACACAUUAUUGCUGUUUUUAUUCCAAGAAACAAUCCUGCAGUCUUUUUAUUUUGACGUGGUCACUCCUCUUUUUUGAGUUUCUCGGGUGCCUCAGUGUUCCCAAUUCUCCAAAAAUCCAACGUUCACCCAUAUUUGACAUCACGUUUCAUCGUUAUGGACGUAGCUAUAAAAGACUCAAACCAGCUUGUUUUGAAUGUGAGUGUCUUUUCCUCCCUCAACAUACCAUGAUUUUCUUUUGGUUCCGUUAGAGUGAAGGUCAUUUAUGAUUGGGUAAAACUGCAAAAAAAAACAAAAUGUCACUCUUGCAUUCUUUAUGUUUUAAAUGCUUUUUGUUUUUUUAUUUCAUUAUAAAAUGCAUUGAAGAGAUGCGAGGUAUCUUGUGUUCAUCACUCUGUCCUCUACUGUUGUAACUUGAAAUACAUGCAGGGGUUAUACAAUUGAAUAAAUUGGACUUAAAUUUA